AUGCUGGACAAGGUGGCGAAUUUCACAGAAUUAUUCUUUUUAUUGAUAGCAGUAUAUGUAUUUCAUAAAACACAGGCAGGCUUUAAUGACACAGUUCGUUUGUUCAACAACAUUCUCAAGUCAUACGACAGUAACAUUAGACCAGCUGUUAACACUUCCAAACCAAUUACAGUCAGUGUGAGCUUUAAUGUACGUAAGUUACUUACCUUUGUUGAAACAGAUCAAAAAUUUGAUCUCAAUGCCUGGCUGAACUUUACAUGGGUAGAUGAAAUUCGAACUUGGAAUCCGAAAGAUUAUGGUGGAAUACGAUUGAUUCACCCGACACCUAAAGAUGUUUGGAGACCUGGUAUACUAAUAUCUAACUCGUUUUUAUAUAAAGAUAUAUUUGAUCGACAAAAUACUCCAACUUCUUUACAUUCAAAUGGUCUUGUUCGAUGGUAUCCCGGUGAUGUGUUCUCCGCUUAUUGUACAUUCAACAUGACAUACUUUCCAUUCGAUGAGCAGACAUGUUUUAUCAGGAUUCAGGCGACAGAAUUUAUUCAAGAAAUACAUUUCGUUCCAUCUUUCUCAAGCAUUAUAAAUGACACUUACAUCUCAAAUGGAGAAUGGAGUUUAAUAUCGUCUAGUGUGAUUGCUGACGAACAAACAUACAAUGACGAAUUUUUCAGUCGUGUGACGUUUUAUAUGAAUUUUAAAAGAAAGCCCGAGUUUUUCAUUUACAACGUUCUCAUUCCUGUUAUCUUGGUGUCGUUUCUGUCUCCUUUAUCGUUUGUUUUGCCUGAAGGAAGCGUAGACCGUGCUUCUUUUUCAAUUACCGUCCUUCUCUCACUGUCUCUGUUUAUGGGAAUGGUGUCACAACAACUUCCUAAAAACUCUGACACAUUUCCCAUCAUGAUAACGUACUUGUUUGUGUUGCUUCUUCACAGUGGCGCUUGUGUGUUUGCCACCGUUCUACACCUGAGAUGGAACGACUUCAAUAUCAGUAAAAUGAUCAAAAGACACCUAGACAAGAAAGAUGUGCCACUAAAUAAAACUUGUCAGCUGGAAGCAAAUGGUUCUCCAGAUUUUAAAUGUGAAACAAAUUGUCCCUAUGAAACCAGAUCUCAGUCUACGAGUUUAUCAGGCCAGAGUAGUGUUGAAAUAUACGCUGGUGACAUCAGCACAGGCAACAAAGCAGUCCAAAAUACUGACAAUGGAUGUGACAAAUUUAAUGACAUAUGGAAUAGCUGGACAGGUAGUCCAAAUGGAAUAGUGGAGUCAAGAUAUGCCAGCAAUUUAUUCAAAGCCAAAACUUGUCCAAAAAAUGUCACUAGGGUCUGUACGCGUGUAAUCGAGAAAAUACAAGAAAAAUGUUCGAGGAAACUCUACUCGACUUUGAAACAUCAUUUAGCGGAUUUGAACGUGCAGCUGUUUAUUUUAUUUAACAUGUCGUGGGUCGUCAUUUCGGCUUUCUUUCUCAACAAGCUGUCAAGUCAUAAUUAA
Candidula unifasciata is the source of this 1482-nucleotide messenger RNA. The record is from the annotation of a GenBank genome assembly. NCBI's taxonomy places the organism in Eukaryota, Metazoa, Mollusca, Gastropoda, Stylommatophora, Geomitridae.